Molecule: messenger RNA, 546 nt
Organism: Fragaria vesca subsp. vesca
Lineage: Eukaryota; Viridiplantae; Streptophyta; Magnoliopsida; Rosales; Rosaceae
Exons: 2
Coding region: 1-546 (181 amino acids)
Source: RefSeq, a predicted model, not a curated record
AUGGGGUUGUCAACAAGCACGUGGACAUGGACUAAAGGGAUAUGCUGCCCGUUUGAGACAUAUGUAGGCAGAAAUUUCAGAGAUAGACUCAAGGCAGCUCAGAGUAGGCAGAAAAGUUAUGCAGAUAACCGUAGGAGGGACCUUGAAUUUCAGGUUGGUGAUUGGGUAUUCCUGAAAUUGUCCCCUUGGAAGGGUGUGAUUCGGUUUGGGAAACGUGGAAAGCUUAGCCCAAGUUACAUCGGUCCUUAUGAAAUUACGGAGCGGGUUGGCCCAGUAGCUUAUCGUUUGAGGUUAUCCCCAGAGUUAUCCAAGAUCCAUGAUGUUUUCCAUGUGUCUAUGCUCCGUAAGUAUGUAGCCGAUCCGUCUCAUAUCUUGCAAGAACAACCCAUUAGUUUAAAGAAGGAUUUGACCUACGAAGAACCGGUUCAGAUCUUGGAUCAAAAAGAGAAAGUGCUGAGAAAUAAGACGGUUCGACUUGUUAAAGUCCUUUCGAGAAGUCAUCAGGUUGAGGAGGCUACUUGGGAACCUGAGGAUCAGAUGAGGUAG